AUGACCCAGCCAACUCAAGCAGAGAUAUUCGCAGCUCUAUCAGCUCAAUCAUCCAGCUCUUUCAACAGAUCACAACCCCCUAUAUCGACUUAUCAAUCAUUCGAUCAGGAUCCUGUAACUCAACUUACUAUACCGGAAUCGGAGAAUGGUAAAAAAGCAAAUUCAAGGAGGAUAUAUUGUCCUAGGGAUGGAUGUGGGAGUGUCAUACUUUUAGAUGGAGUAGGGGAAUGGAUAGAUGUCUAUGAAGGUAAUGUUCUCCCUCACGAUCCCUCGUCUCCCUUCCCUCCAUCAUCCUCAUCCCACGCAUCAUACUGGUACAUCCCCACCGGACCGUUCUCAUUCGAAAACAUAGGAUUCUCCAGACCCGACAAAACCAACAUCAACCCUCUACCAUCUCAUACACCUAAAGAUAUCCAGGGGGAAAUAUCAGGCAAGGUGAAGUACCUCAUAUGCGCGGAGUGUGAUUUGGGUCCACUAGGUUGGAGUUAUGAUGGUGGUAAGGCGGCUUGGUUGGAUGUGAGGAGAGUGAGGUAUGGGGAGAUGAAGAAGUAG
Molecule: messenger RNA, 552 nt
Organism: Kwoniella mangroviensis CBS 8507
Lineage: Eukaryota; Fungi; Basidiomycota; Tremellomycetes; Tremellales; Cryptococcaceae
Exons: 2
Coding region: 1-552 (183 amino acids)
Biological process (GO): post-Golgi vesicle-mediated transport; small GTPase-mediated signal transduction
Cellular component (GO): cytosol; membrane
Molecular function (GO): zinc ion binding; guanyl-nucleotide exchange factor activity
Source: RefSeq, a predicted model, not a curated record